AUGGACACCAGGAUCAGGGUAGACCUCGACAAGGAGAUGUAUGAAGGAGGAUCGGAGAUAAGGGGAGCCAUCGACAUGAAAAUGAGAAGUCCUCUUUGCAUAGGUAGGAUAAAUCUGAUUCUAUCUAAGGUGGUAAAGCUAAGGGUACAGAAGGUCAGGAGAACAGAAAGUGACAAUAACGACGAGAUCGAAGAGACGUGCAGCGGAUAUAGGCACAAGUUUGAAGUUUAUUCAAACGAUGACCCCAUGGGGGAAAUCUCUAGUGGGCAUCACAGGUUCCCAUUCAGGUUCAUGCUUCGGAAAGAGGACGAGGGGUCUUCGGAGAUAAAGGGCGUUUACUUUGAUGUUCUGUGCAACGUAAAAAGCACAUACGAUUUGUACGUGGAGGUCUAUAUACUAGGCAUCCAUAACCCGGUAUAUACUGCCAGGAAGGAGAUCCAGGUGAUAGAUCCCAUUACUGAGCUCCAGAGGUUCCAUACAGCCAUUGACGUGCUGUCACCAAUCUGCUUCUUGAGCAAAAGAUACAAUAUUUACUUUGAAACCAAUAAGCAGCUCUACUACUCGGGAGAUUAUCUGGUUGUUGAAGCCUCCAUACCAUCGAGAAAGCCCAGAAUCAAGAGUAUGGAGUGCUUUAUGUAUGAAAUACUUAAUAUCUCUGUCGAGGGACGAGAGAUUUUGAGGACAAAGUAUGUUGCUGGGGGAGAGGCUGAGCAUCGAGAUGGAGGCAGAGUACUUAGGGCAUCCCUGAAGAUACCGUCGGCAACAGCAUCUACAGUGUCUGGCAAUGACUUCAGCAUGAAAGUGGUUUUAUUUAUGAAUCUCAAGCUGUAUAGAGGCACCCCUGUCAGGGUCAAGAAGUAUAUCCAUGUUGUCAGGAAGAAUAUGGUUUAUCCGGAAAUCGACUGCAUGGAUGUUCUUGAGGGAGAAAUAUACCCAGAAAAGAUACUUGUGCUGCCAUGA
Messenger RNA from Encephalitozoon cuniculi GB-M1, 960 nucleotides. RefSeq lists its product as uncharacterized. The transcript has a single exon. NCBI's taxonomy places the organism in Eukaryota, Fungi, Microsporidia, Unikaryonidae. Bases 1 to 960 code for a protein of 319 amino acids. The record is from RefSeq and is marked provisional.